Nakaseomyces glabratus is the source of this 915-nucleotide messenger RNA. It is a transcript of the gene SLC1, whose product is annotated as 1-acylglycerol-3-phosphate O-acyltransferase SLC1. NCBI's taxonomy places the organism in Eukaryota, Fungi, Ascomycota, Saccharomycetes, Saccharomycetales, Saccharomycetaceae. Gene Ontology annotation, biological process: phosphatidic acid biosynthetic process. Gene Ontology annotation, cellular component: endoplasmic reticulum; membrane. Gene Ontology annotation, molecular function: 1-acylglycerol-3-phosphate O-acyltransferase activity. The record is from RefSeq and is a predicted model, not a curated record.
AUGGGUUUCUUUAGCAUUGCAUUGUACUACCUGAGAACUGUCUCAUGGGUUCUAAUUUUGAUGGUUGCUGCCGCAUAUGGUACUGUUGCAUCUGUGUUUUUGACAUUGAUAGGUAAGCAGCAUUUGGCUCAAUGGGCCACAGCAAGGUUCUAUUACUACGCAAUGUCAAUGCUUAUGGGUAUUGAUGUCAAGAUCAUCAAUGAGGAUGUUUUGAAAGGCAAGCCCUUCAUUGCAGUCUCCAAUCAUCAAUCUACCUUGGACAUAUUGUUUUUAGGUAGGAUCUUUCCUCAAGGAUGUACUGUUACGGCCAAGAAGUCAUUGAAAUAUGUUCCAUUUUUAGGAUGGUUCAUGGCAUUGAGUGGAACUUACUUCCUAGACAGAUCAAACAGGGAAAAGAGUGUUUCCACUUUAAAUAGAGGCUUGCAAAAUAUUAGAGAGAAGAAGAGAGCUCUGUGGAUUUUCCCAGAAGGUACAAGGUCAUACUCCACAACACCUAAGAUAUUACCAUUCAAGAAGGGUGCCUUCCAUUUAGCUCAACAAGGCCAGAUCCCAAUUGUUCCAGUGGUUAUCUCUAAUACUAGCACUAUUAUGUGCUCGAAAUAUAAUGUGUUUAACAGAGGUUGCAUAACGUGUAAGGUCUUGGACCCAAUUCCAACUAAAGAUUUGAAAAAAGAAGAAGUUGGUGAAUUGGCAGAAAAGGUAAGAAACAUGAUGGAAAAGGAAAUUAUGGACCUAGGUUACUCGAAGGCUAUUAAUGAUACGAACCUACCACCUGAAGCCAUUGAAUACAUGCAGAAGAAUAACAAGAAGCCAUCCUCUGUUGAAAGCACUACUGAGUAUGGCUCAAUAAAGAAGGAUGAAGCUACUGUAAUGGUUUCCUCUGGUAGUAAUUCUCAUUUGGAGCAAUUGAGUUGA